Sclerotinia trifoliorum is the source of this 2299-nucleotide messenger RNA. The record is from the annotation of a GenBank genome assembly. Lineage: Eukaryota; Fungi; Ascomycota; Leotiomycetes; Helotiales; Sclerotiniaceae.
CUCUUAGACGGCUUCCACAACCACACCAGCUAAAAUUCCAUCCCCAUAUGAUCGGUUUCUCAUACGUUACAACCUUUCCCACCCUAACAUGUAUACAUCAUAAUCGCAACUUAACUACAUAUACGUUCAUUUAUUCGACACACCCUUCCUAUUAAUGAAGCAUCUCUGACUACUGUGGUAUCUUUAUUGAAAUGAACAACAUUGUCUAUGUCGGAUGUCGCAAGGACUUCAUAUGGACCGCCAAGAUAAUCUAAUGAAUACAUCCACUGAGUUCAUUCACUGCGAGUCAAUUAUCUUUUUUGCCGACCAAUUAAAAUCAGAAAUUCAUUGUUGUGCCAGCUCUUGACCGCUUUGGGUUGUUUUACGCACUUCUCAACCACAAUCCAAUUAUCAACUUUCAGCUAUCGACCACAAACUCUGUGGCUGCAUCCGGCGUAUCCAAGAUGUACUACAUACUCCCUGGCAAUUAUUGCUUUGAGGGUAUUGAUGAUGAGUCCUUGAAAUUGAUUAUCCAGCUUCAGCUUGAAGAUAUCGAGUACUCAUCUUCCAAGGGUAAAGGUCGCGCCGAUGGUGUAUCCGAUAUUUCUGUUGCGUUCAGCCUUCAAAAGGAGGAAUUAGAAAGGACUGCUUUGUUUCUGUCUGAUCAGCGGAUGACGAGAAGUAUUGCACUAGCCGUACAAGCUGACGGAGAUGUUUUGACUGAGACUGUAUCACGCAAUGACAGUUCUGCCAGAGACCACGCGAUGGCCCUGCAAUUAUAUCGGGAUCCUCACCUAGCGGAUAUUACACCAGAGCCUUCCACGAUUACUCCACCGCAUACACAGAUCUUGAAUGAAGAGGUCUUGCAAAAACUUCAAAUAUUGUACAUGUCUGGGGUCGACUCGAAAGAUGACAAUGCAGCAGAGUUGGAUGAAACAGAUGGUGGCUCAGUAGCUGAUUCACUUGUAGAAUCCUCUACUUGGGCAGCUUCUCGAUCCGUAUGUUCCAGGACAACAUCAACAACAUGUGUUAUUUGCCGCGAUGAGAUCAACUUCUGCGAUGCAGCCCGAGUUCCUGGUUCAUGCCGUCACGAAUAUUGUCGCACCUGCCUUGAGCACCUUUUCCACUUAUCCAUGAGUGAUGAAUCACUCUUUCCUCCCCGCUGCUGCAACGAACCCAUUACUGUCGCCAGUGUACGCCUUUUCCUCACAAUUGAUAUCGUAAGUGCCUUUGAAAAGAAGAAAAUCGAGUUUGAGACACCAAACAGAAUUUAUUGCUGCACCAAGCCUUGCUCAGCUUUCAUCCAUCCGUCAAAAAUCAUCAACAAAAUAGCUAUCUGUGAUGAUUGUGGCACGCAGACUCACACUUUGUGUAAGCUGGAGGCACAUCUCGGAGAUUGCUCGAAUGACACAGCCUUACAGGAGGUUUUGGACCUUGCUAGAGACAUGGGUUGGCAAAGAUGUUAUUCUUGCUGGGGCAUGGUAGAGCUUCAACAUGGAUGCAAUCACAUGAAGUCAGUCUCUCUUUCCUUGUACUAUCUCAUGGUCCCGUAAAUGUAAGCUGAUGCACUAAAAUAUAGAUGUCGAUGCGGCGCCACGUUCUGUUACACCUGUGGACUGAAAUGGAAAACCUGUAGAUGUCCACAGUGGCACGAAGAUCAGCUAUUAGCCCGUGCAACUGAAAUCGUCAACCGCAGACCUGGUCAUCAACUACUCGAGCGUCCUUAUCAGGCCAUCGGACAAGGAUCUGCAUCUAAUGCUCAAAUUGCGGUAGCUGCGCAACAUCUCCGCGAAAAUCACGCAUGUGAGCACGGAAUAUGGCGCAAGAUACAAGGAACUCACCAAUGCGAAACUUGUCAUGAAACUCUGAAUCGGUUCAUUUGGGCGUGUCGUCAGUGCGAAAUUAUGGCUUGCAACAGAUGCAGACUUAACAGAUUGUGACGCGGGCGAAUCUUGAGAAAUUUAAUCAUGUGCAAAUAUAGUCGCUUCUUCAGGAGGCUGCUAGUACCUACAUGUUACCUUUUGUCUUUGAUUGGGAUUCCGGGUUGAGAACCACAUUUGUAAAUAGCAUUUUGUCCUUGAAUAAGAUCACGGAGAUUUAUCAACGAAAAUUCCAAGUUACUCGAGAAAUCCGCCGAUAAUAAUCAAAUACUUCAAGAGUUACAUGCUGUCUCUAUGCAUUUGGUGAUGUGGCUUGAACUUACUACGACCUUCUAUUGUGACAUGGAAGCUGAAUGUCGAAUAAUUAUUACGUCUUAUUAGUCCAGAACACUCCACCAUCAUUAACAAUUACUUAUUGGAGAGAUUUAGUGAAGUAAGAC